AUGUCCAGCACGCGCAACAGCCAGCGCAUCAACAAUGCCAUCGACAGCCUGAUCGGCCACCUGGUGCCCGCGGCUGCCGGCGACGACGACGAUGCCCGCACCCGCCGCCAGGCCGUUUUUGACCUGGUGCGGGCUCUGCUAGAGCAGCCCGGCUCCAACAUCCCCUCCGACGUCAACCACGCGUCCGACCUGAUCAAGCGCCGCCUGAUCAGCACCAACCCGAGCCAGGCCCUGCGCUUCUCGAACCUGUAUACUCGCCUCCUGGCACUACCCGUCCUCAACCAGAAAUGGGCCAUACUCUAUCUCCUUCAUCAGCUCGCCGACUCGCCCGACCCGAACGAGCCGCUGCCCCUCAGUCCCCCCAAGCCCCAGCAGGCCCCGCAACAACUGAGAACGUCCCCUAGGCCAGAGAGAGUGCGCUCUCGCCAGGACGACGACGAGGCCCGUGAUGUCGCUCAGACGCCUAGGAGGUUACCGGAGCGCGGGGCACCACACAGCCAGCCUGUUACCCCGGGAGCCGACGGGACCCCCAGAAAGACAUUCACAAGAGACGUCUCGCUCAAAUCAACCCUCCUAGCAGCUAAUUCCAACGACUGGGAACCUUCCGAGCGAGCUCUCCUCCGUGACCUGCCCUUCACCCUCCAGGGCCUCUCCUCAGCGACCCUCCCCUUCACCGGGGACGACGCUCUCCAGCUCCCGACGACCCUCCCCCCUCCUCUGGUCUCCCUCUUACACACCCUCGCCGAGCCGUCCCUCCUCUUCCGGCAACUCUCCAACUUUGUGCGCUCCCCAGCCCGCGGAUUACUAGGGCAGUCUCUGCGCGCAGCAAUCGGCAACGAGCUGCGGUCCUAUCUAACCCUCGUCGCCACGUUAGAAGGCCAGAUCCGCCGUGCGCUCGCUUCGCUCGACGACUCGGCCCCUAGAGGGGGCAUCGGCAAGGCGGGCGUGACCCUGAAGCGCUGCGUGGUCUGGACGCGCGAGGCGACCAUGGGGCUGAGGCUGAUGUCGCUUAUCGCCGAGCAGAGCCAGACCAAGCAUGGCGGGCAGCUGAUUAGCCUGAUCCACGGGUUUGUCACGUCGCAUGGGGAUCCGGUCGUGGCUGCGUUUGCGGAGAGGUUGUUGGCGGACGUGACGAGGCCGUUCUAUGAAAUCCUGCGGAGGUGGAUUUACGAUGGUGAGCUGUCCGAUCCGCAUCUGGAGUUCUUCGUUCGGGAGCAGGAUCCGGCCAGCCAGGCGCGCGAGCAGAGCAAGGAGGCCAAGGCGCAAGCGAGCGUGUGGAAUUCGAAGUACGAGGUCGUUCAGGACAUGGUGCCGAGCAUCAUCACCCCCGACUUUGCCCAAAAGGUCUUCCUCAUCGGCAAGUCCCUCAACUUCAUCCGCCACAGCUGCGGCGACAGCGCCUGGGUCGACGCCUACAGCAAGACCUCGUCAAAAGAACUCCGCUACGGCGACAUGGCUGUCUUGGACAAACAGAUCGACGAGGCCUACAAAACUACCAUGCGCCGUCUCAUGCACCUCAUGGCCCACCGCUUCCACAUCUUCGACCACCUCCAGGCCCUCAAGAAUUACAUCCUCCUCGGCCAGGGCGACUUCAUCGCCCUGCUGAUGGAAUCCCUCGCCGCGAACCUGGACCGUCCGGCUGGAGCUCAGUACCGACACACCCUCACCGCCCAGCUGGAGCACGCCAUCCGGGGGUCGAAUGCCCAGUACGACAGCGAUGAAGUCCUCCGCCGCCUGGACGCCCGCAUGCUGCAGCUGAGCCACGGCGACAUCGGCUGGGACUGUUUCACGUUGGAGUACAAGAUCGAUGCGCCUGUCGAUGUGGUCGUCACCGACUGGGCGCAUCGGCAGUACCUGAAGAUGUUCAACUUCCUGUGGCGCAUCAAGCGCGUCGAGUUUUCCCUGCAGUCUACCUGGCGCAAGUGCAUGACCGGCGCAAGGGGGGUGCUGCAGACGCCGGAUAAGGAGGUGCAGCACACGUGGAAGACCACGCGCGGCGUGCUGGCCGAGAUGAUUCACUUCGUCGGGCAGCUGCAGUAUUACAUUCUCUUCGAGGUUAUCGAGGCGUCGUGGUCGGAGUUGCAGCGCAAUAUUCGCAAGGAAGAUUGUACUCUGGAUGAUCUUAUUACUGCGCAUACGAAGUAUCUCACCGCUAUCACGCAUAAGGGGCUGCUGGGGGCCAGAAGGAGACAAUUCGAGGCGGCGCUGGCUGCUCAGCACGCUGCCGCGGCCGCUGCCGCUGCCGCAGCGGCGGGGGAUAUGUCCGCUCAACCGGGAGCCCAACCCCAAGUAGACGGCCAGCAGCAGCCACAGCCCCAACCCGAAGACCGCAACUCCUACAUGAACCAGCUAUCCGAACUCCUCCGCAUCAUGCUCGCCUACCGCGACUGCGUCGACGGCCUGUACAGCUGGGCCCUGGCAGACUUUACCCGGCGACAGGAGGCUGAGGCGGUCGGGCUGAUGCGUCGCGCGCAGCAACAACAACAACAACAACCACCCCAGUCUCAACCUCUCUCAAGGAGGAACUCGCAAAAGAGUACCUCGUCGUCAGGAAGGAACGCAAGCAACCCCCGCAAACGGCCCGCUUCUUCCGGGGGUGGGCCGACGCCAAUGGAUCUGGACGAGCCCUCCGGGAAUGCCUUCACACCCGGCGCGAGUAACGCCUCUUCGAUAGCUAACAACUCUGACCUCAAUGCCAGCGGGCUGGGGCUGUCGCCAAACACCCCCCAGUCAGAGCUACCCGCUUUGCAGGAACGCUUGAAGGGGUUGGGUACAUCGUUCAAGACGCGGUUGCAAGUCUUGCUCGGCGAUUUGGCCUACCAGCCGGAUAUGGAUAUGAGGUUUUUGGGGGUGGCGAUGAAUUUUAACGAUGUUUAUCAGCCUGUUAGGAGGAAGAGGAGGACGGGCGCGUCGGGGUCGGGGACCGUUGGGGAGGGGAAGGUUGAUGGGAAGGGAGGGCAAGAGGGGGGGACCGGUGGUGGUGAAAGGGGUAUUCCCCGACUUCGGCCCCGGGCUCGGGCUGGUGUUGGUACCGCGGCUCGGAUGACUCCUGCUCAGCCUUCCGCUCCGGUUCCGGCUCUGAGCCCCAGGAAGAGGCGUGCAGCCCCUGCUGCUCGUCUUUCGCCCCCUCGGAUUCCGGUUCCGGCUCCAGCCAAGGUCACGGCGGAUGCUCCUACUGCUCCUCCUUCGAACCUCAGUCCUACCAAAGAACCUGCAACCCCUCUCCGCGUUUUUGGUCCCGUGUGGAGUCCGAGUCUAAGCAAAGGCAAAGCUGCGGCUGCUUCUCCUCCUGGGGUCCGCGUUUCGAAACAGAGUCCUACCAAAGUUCCCACGAUGCAGGCCGGUCGGGGUAUUUCCCCUCCCUGGGUGGGUCGCUCGAGGAAGGUUGCUCCUCCCGAGACUUCGACUCCGAGAAAACGGACAUCACCUACUCAGAUCCCAAGUCCUCGUAGAGCUAUUUCUCCUCCCAGGAUCCCACGUCCGGCCAACGCUUCCUCUCCUACAACUGGUUCUCCUGCCAGAGUUCGACGAGAGGGUCUUGCGCAAGUGAAGAAGGAGAUGAAACAGGAGAAGGGACAAGGAAACGUAGGAGGAGAUGUGACUGGGCCUAUUGCCGCAUCAAAAGCCCCCUUGAAGGAUGGAAAAGCGCAACAACAGAUCGCUGUCGUUGGGGCAGGGGCUAGGUUUAGCAAGAGGGUUCAACAGCGCCAGCAGCAACAGUUACAGCAGCAGCAGCAGCAGCAGCAGCAGCAGCAACAGCAACAGGGGAAAAGGAGAAUCGGGAUGGCUGUCCAGAGACAGCAGGGGGUAAAUGAGUUGAAGCAGGGUUGGAAGCAAGGGUUAGUACAAAAGCAGGAGGUGAUCAAGAGCGAGAAUAACCCCAAGCCCAAGCUGGGGGGGAAGCAUGAAGAGGAGGAGGGAAAGAUACCGUGCUCCCCUCCUUGGGGGAUUGUGGUUACGCAGUUCCCCUAA
Molecule: messenger RNA, 3972 nt
Organism: Thermochaetoides thermophila DSM 1495
Lineage: Eukaryota; Fungi; Ascomycota; Sordariomycetes; Sordariales; Chaetomiaceae
Product: putative spindle pole body component alp6 protein
Exons: 3
Coding region: 1-3972 (1323 amino acids)
Biological process (GO): mitotic cell cycle; spindle assembly; cytoplasmic microtubule organization
Cellular component (GO): equatorial microtubule organizing center; mitotic spindle pole body; centrosome
Molecular function (GO): gamma-tubulin binding; microtubule minus-end binding
Source: RefSeq, a predicted model, not a curated record